Platichthys flesus (European flounder) is the source of this 591-nucleotide messenger RNA. RefSeq names its product cystatin-B-like. The transcript has 3 exons. Gene Ontology annotation, molecular function: cysteine-type endopeptidase inhibitor activity. Gene Ontology annotation, cellular component: cytosol. The coding region runs from base 88 to 387 and encodes 99 amino acids. Lineage: Eukaryota; Metazoa; Chordata; Actinopteri; Pleuronectiformes; Pleuronectidae. The record is from RefSeq and is a predicted model, not a curated record.
UGACUAAAGGUGACUCCCCUGCUAGAAGAAUAAAAGGCCCUUCUCGUGAGUUCAUCGUGAUUUAAGCUGUGAUCAAGAGACGUGAAGAUGUCUGUGGGAGGUGGACUCUCUGAGGUUCUGGAAGCAGAUGGAAAAAUCCAGUUGAUCUGUGACAUGGUGAGGACCGAGGUUGAAGCAAGGUUACGGAAAAAGUACGACGUGUUCAAAGCCGAGACUUACAAGACGCAGGAUGUGGCCGGGACCAACUACUUCAUUAAGGUCAAUGUGGGAGGAGAUGAUCAUCUUCAUCUCGCAGUUUCCCAAAAACUGCCAUGUGAUGGAGGGAACUGUCUGCUUACUAACAUACGUGAAGGCAAAAGCCACCACGACCCCAUCGAGCAUUUCUAAAGGGAACACAAACCAGACAAAGCAUCCUAUCAGUGCCUACAGGCUGUUCAAUCAAAUAAUCUAACAUUAACCCGGCUCUGUAUCAAACAAUUUUACCCUACAUCUAAUUAUAUACUGUCUUAGCAGUGUAGCUCAUGAUGUUAGGAGAAUGUCAAAAAGAAAUUGUAAGCCGUGUAUUAAUUAAAAAUAAUUGAAAAAAUCGGA